Molecule: messenger RNA, 1160 nt
Organism: Aaosphaeria arxii CBS 175.79
Lineage: Eukaryota; Fungi; Ascomycota; Dothideomycetes; Pleosporales
Exons: 2
Coding region: 190-885 (231 amino acids)
Source: RefSeq, a predicted model, not a curated record
CAUGACACCGCGUACCACACAAAACGCGAUAUUAUACAGUCAACGCUCUGAAAUAGACGCGUCUUACUUGCUGAUAUAACAGCUUGACGUCUACCUAUCAGAAAACAUAUAAAUCAAAGGGCUUGCUUCAAGUUCAUACACCUAAACAUUCAUUGCAUUCGAUCCAAGCAAUUCUCGAAUUCACACAAUAUGGCCACUCCAAGCUCAAUCCCUUAUCCUGUUGUGCCUAUCAAGGAAGAAGAUGCAGAUUUGUUCAAGAGCGUUGUGAAAUACGUUCAUGAAUACAUGUCUCAGCCUGGACACGACAACUCCCACGAUUUCCUUCACAUCCUGCGGGUCGUUUCCAAUGCCAACCGCAUUUUGGAAGCAGAACUCAAAGCCAACCCAGCCCAGAAAUACGACACCUCGGCUCUCUUCCUUGCAGCCCUUCUUCACGACGUUGGAGAUCGGAAAUAUGCGAAGCCCGGUGAAGAUGUCGAGCAACAGAUAUCAAGGGUCUUGGUAGAGCUAGGAGCCCCGGAGCAUCUUGCAUUGAAGGUCCAGGCAAUCGCAAAACAUGUCAGCUACAGCGUGGAAACGAAAAAGCCGGAAGCUGUCAAAGAGGUUUUGCUGGAGCAUCCCGAGCUAGCUAUUGUGCAGGACUCCGAUCGCCUCGAUGCAAUUGGUGCCAUUGGUGUCGGAAGGGCCUUUUCUUAUGGCGCUGCGAAGUGUCCAGAUAAGCCUAUGUCAAGGGCAGUAGAUCAUUUUACCGAAAAACUGUUCAAAUUGGAGGGCAUGAUGAAGACCACUACGGGGCGUGAAUUGGCACAAGCGAGGCACAAGAUUCUGGAAGAUUUUGCUGUACAGUUCAGACAAGAGUCUGAAUUAACUAUCACUUUGCAAUGACUGUAACAGUUGGGGUACCUGAUACAGGGCGUGAGCCGCAUGACACGGCUCCAUUUUCGCGGUGAGGGGACCAAGCAUCCUGCAGCAACUUAAAACAUCAUCACGCUUCAGAUGCAAGAGAUUCCUCAAUAGUAACAAACCUUAUGCCUCGACACUAGCACGUUCAAACAAGAUGCGAGAGCUCUCUCAGUAAUUCACUCACAAUUUGAAUGAUGUAUGAUAGCAAGCUUUACUGUUAACUUCUUCCUCCUCCAAUUCAAUUUUCCUCUUGCUCC